This is a messenger RNA of Antechinus flavipes (yellow-footed antechinus), 4114 nucleotides long. RefSeq names its product glucokinase (gene GCK). Gene Ontology annotation, cellular component: mitochondrion; cytosol. The transcript is spliced from 10 exons. Gene Ontology annotation, molecular function: mannokinase activity; ATP binding; D-glucose binding. The record is from RefSeq and is a predicted model, not a curated record. Gene Ontology annotation, biological process: glycolytic process; glucose 6-phosphate metabolic process; regulation of insulin secretion. NCBI's taxonomy places the organism in Eukaryota, Metazoa, Chordata, Mammalia, Dasyuromorphia, Dasyuridae. Bases 1 to 1383 code for a protein of 460 amino acids.
AUGAAACGGAACCAAUCAACCUUGGCUCUGGUGGAACAAAUCUUGUCUGAGUUCAGGCUACAGGAAGAAGACCUAAAGAAAGUGAUGAGGAGGAUGCAGAAGGAGAUGGACCGGGGCCUGCGGCUGGAGACCCAUGAAGAAGCCAGUGUGAAGAUGCUCCCCACUUACGUGCGCUCCACCCCAGAGGGGUCAGAAGUGGGAGAUUUCCUCUCCCUGGAUCUGGGCGGCACGAAUUUCCGGGUAAUGUUGGUAAAAGUGGGAGAAGGAGAGGAGGGUCAGUGGAGUGUGAAGACAAAGCAUCAGAUGUACUCCAUCCCUGAGGAUGCCAUGACAGGAACGGCAGAAAUGCUAUUUGACUACAUCUCUGAAUGCAUUUCUGAUUUCCUGGACAAACACCAUAUGAAACAUAAAAAGUUGCCUCUGGGCUUCACAUUCUCCUUCCCCGUGCGGCAUGAAGACAUUGACAAGGGAAUCCUUCUCAACUGGACCAAAGGCUUCAAAGCAUCAGGUGCCGAAGGGAACAACAUAGUUGGGCUCUUGAGAGAUGCUAUCAAGCGGCGUGGGGACUUUGAGAUGGAUGUUGUUGCCAUGGUCAAUGACACAGUGGCAACAAUGAUUUCCUGCUACUAUGAAGACCGCCAGUGUGAGGUCGGCAUGAUCGUUGGCACGGGGUGUAACGCCUGCUACAUGGAGGAGAUGGAGAACGUGGAACUGGUGGAAGGGGAUGAAGGCCGCAUGUGUGUGAACACCGAGUGGGGAGCCUUUGGGGAUGCUGGAGAACUUGACGAGUUCCUGCUGGAGUAUGACCGGGUGGUGGAUGAGACCUCCCUGAACCCCGGUCAGCAGCUUUAUGAGAAGAUCAUCGGGGGCAAAUACAUGGGGGAGAUCGUGAGGCUGGUUCUACUGAAACUGGUAGAUGAGAAUUUGCUCUUCAACGGGGAAGCAUCUGAACAGCUGAGGACCCGGGGGGCCUUCGAGACCCGCUUCGUCUCCCAAGUGGAGAGUGAUUCUGGGGACCGAAAGCAGAUCUACAACAUCCUGAGUACUCUGGGACUGCUUCCCUCCACCACAGACUGUGAUAUUGUGCGCAUGGUCUGUGAGAGUGUCUCCACCAGGGCAGCCCAGAUGUGCUCCGCAGGGUUGGCAGGCGUCAUCAACCGCAUGCGGGAGAGUCGCAGCGAGGAGGUCAUGAGGAUCACCGUCGGUGUGGACGGUUCCGUCUACAAACUGCACCCCAGCUUCAAACACCGAUUCCAUGCCACUGUGCGGCAGCUGGCGCCCUGUUGUGACAUUACCUUCAUCCAGUCAGAGGAGGGCAGCGGCCGGGGGGCUGCCCUUGUCUCCGCGGUGGCCUGUAAAAAGGCCUGCAUGCUUAGCCAGUGAAGCAGCGGUGGCCCCCGCCUGCCGGGGCAGCUGCCAGGGCGGCGCUCACAGCAAGCUGCUCCCCAGCUCCUUGGGCCUUGGUCCAGGACAGAACUGCUCACCUGAAGGAGGCUGGGCCUUUGCUGAUCGCGAGUGCCUGGGAAGGUGUACUCUUGGAGGUUGUUCCUUCUUCCAAAGGAGAAAGCUGAGAGCGCAAGGCAGCUUGUUUCUCUCCAUGCAGUGGCUGAUGGCCUCUUCAAGGAUGGGGGACUUACCCAUCUAUGGUAAAUGGGCGUGGUACUCAGCUCAAGAACCCCCCCCUCCCCAUGAGGACCAGGGGGAAAGACCUGGCAGAGAAGGAAUGGCUUCAAAGAGAUCCAUAACUAGGAAUUUUUGAGUCUGGAUCAAGGGAAAGGAUGCUGGGGGAAUUCGCCUGGGCUGCGGCCAAAGGGAAGAAGAGUACACCUGGGUACCGCCAGAUUUCUGUGCUGCUGAAGGGCUGACUUAUACUGGGUAGAAGUAGGCAGAGUGCGGGGAAACAGAGCUCAACCACUGGGGAAGGAAGUGUGCCCCAGAACCAGGCUGUCAGCAACCUCCACAUUUUGGUGCCCUGGGACAGUCUUUGUUGCUCUCUCGUUAAAAGCUCUGACCUUAAAGAAUGGCCUCUUACACAGCUCUGCCCAAGCCCACCAACAUAGCCAGGCCUUUGUGUCUCCCUCUUCCCUCUCCUCAUACCUCCCCACCCCCGCGUCUCACCCUCUCUUCCUAGCCGGUAGCCAGGCCCUUAAUUGAAACCCAGUGGUAGCCAGGGAGGGUCUAUUCCUGGUGUGACUCUAGCUUGGUGCAGGGAGGCCGCAGCCAGCUUCCUUUUAUAUGGCUGACUUAUGGAUGCCCCAUCAGGGCAAGCUCCAGAUCCCUGGCACGGCAAGCCAGCUUCCCUGCCAGCCCCUGCCAGUCUGCCCCCUACGAGGAUCAUUGGGCUGUCCUCAGACUCAAAAGAUUCUCCCUUUUCUCUCUCCUGGGUCCCAGAAGGCAAGAGCCUGUGGACUUCAGCCUGAGGGUGUUAGGGGGAAUAACCUACAUGUGCCACUAAAGAGCACAGAUUCCCUGCAUCCUCAGGCAAGGCGGUGCUCACCCGGGUGGGCCUUGGUCCUUUUUCUCCAGAGAAAUACACUCAGUAAUUCAAAAUGAUCAGAACCUCAGCAAGAGGGAAGAAGUUAUCUGGCACCUUCCCCCGACCCCGAUCCAAGCCUGGCAAGUUGUGUGAGCCAAGGGGUAUCCCUGCAUGCCAGAAAUAUACCACCACAGACUGGCACAGAAGGACAAGGCCCCCUGCCUCUCUCUGAGCCGGAAGCCCGAAUGUCUCCCUGGUGCUCCGAUUGUAAGAGCCUUUCCCCAGUCACUCUCCAGAGGAAGGCCCUGGAGCCAGGCCUUAGUAUCGGUCUCACCUGUAGAUUAUAUACCCAUCGAACCACAAAACACACACACGCACAGCCCAGGCCUUCCUUUCCACAUUGUGAAGCCAGCGUACUCAUCACGAUCCUUUCCAGUUCCUUCCCUGACUGUCUUUUUAUUUUUAAAUAAAGAAAAAUUUGAAAUAUGACAUUUUGGGUCAGUUCAAUGGUGAUGAUUUCAUAAAUAUGCUUACAAAAUAAAUGAACACAUGGAGAGAUAUUUUGGUAUAAUCUAAUAGCCCAUAUAUAGCCUAUACCCCUCUAGCAAUGGGAAUUCUUCCCUUAUCAGGUCCCUCCCCCUCUUACCCAGUUACUAUCCACAGGCCACUCAAUCUGGGUGACUGGCCCAGAGAUAAUUGUGUCUGAUAUUUGUAUAGCACAUUAAUGCUUGCAAAACUCUUUCCUCAGAGAACAAUUUGAUGGGAUGGUAAAAGUAUUAUUCCCUUCCAUGUUGCAGAUGAAGAGAUGGAGGUGAACAUAUCCAGCCAUUCUGGAGAGCAAUUUGGAACUAUGCUCAAAAAAUUAUCAAACUGUUCAUACCCUUUGAUCCAGCAGUGUUUCUACUGGGCUUAUACCCCAAAGAGAUACUAAAGAAGGGAAAGGGACCUGUAUGUGCCAAAAUGUUUGUGGCAGCCCUGUUUGUAGUGGCUAGAAGCUGGAAAAUGAAUGGAUGCCCAUCAAUUGGAGAAUGGCUGGGUAAAUUGUGGUAUAUGAAUGUUAUGGAAUAUUAUUGUUCUGUAAGGAAUGACCAGCAGGAUGAAUACAGAGAGAACUGGCGAGACUUACAUGAACUGAUGCUGAGUGAAAUGAGCAGAACCAGGAGAUCAUUAUAUACCUCAACAACGAUACUGUUUGAGGAUGUAUUCUGAUGGAAGUGGAUCUCUUCGAUAAAGAGAGCCUUAAUUGAUCAAAGAUGGACAGAAGCAGCUACACCCAGAGAAAGAACACUGGAAAUGAAUAGAAACUGCUUGCAUUUUUGUUUUUCUUCCCGGGUUAUUUAUACCUUCUGAAUCCAAUUCUCCCUGUGCAACAAGAAAACUGUUCGGUUCUACACACAUAUGUUGUAUCUAGGAUAUACUGCAACCCAUUCAACAUGUAAAGGACUGCUUGCCAUCUGGGGGAGGAGGUGGAGGGAGGGAGGGGAAAAAUCGGAACAGAAGUGAGUGCAAGGGAUAAUGCUGUAAAAAAUUACCUUGGCAUGGGUUCUAUCAAUAAAAAGUUUUAAAAAAAAAAAACAAAAAAGAAGAGAUGGAGGUUCUGAGAAAUAAAGAUCUUGGCCAAGGUCACAGAGUCAAUAA